Messenger RNA from Paraglomus occultum, 186 nucleotides. The record is from the annotation of a GenBank genome assembly. Lineage: Eukaryota; Fungi; Glomeromycota; Glomeromycetes; Paraglomerales; Paraglomeraceae.
GUGGUAGUUCAGUUGCUAAUGGACUAUAACGAAAUUUAUCUGGAUUAUGCGGGUACAAUGUCUUUCGAAGAUCUUCGGCCAUUUACGCGUCAGGAGUUAGAAAAAUAUCCGACGUCAGCCCCGCACCAAACAGGUUUUGGGAACGCAAAACGGAUAUGGCUAGGUCGAGGUGCUUCAGCAUGCUGA